GAACCCUGCAGCCGGCGUAGCUCUCCUGUCCGUCGGCAAUACAGGCACCAAAGCAAAAAAGCCUCGUUUUCAUCACGGAAUUGGUCAGCAUCAGCAAUGAAUGGAUUUAGCACAGGAGAUGAGGACUCUCGGGACUCCCGUGCUUCCCAUGGCCAGGUGUGCUGCCUGAAGGAUGAGGUUGGCCGAUGUUCACGGCCAGCUGGCAAUGCCUCCUACAACAAACGCAUACAGAAGAUUGUCACCCAGCGGAAGCUGAUGCUGUUCAUGGAUACAGAGGCACAGCACAUCUACAUCUGCGAUCAGCACAAGAACAUGAUACAGUCGGCGCGUUCGCGGCGACGGCGGCGGGACUCGGACGAGCCGGACGACGAGGCUGAGCAGCCCGAGAUCGACCUUUUCAACCUGCAGAUCAACACGCUGCGGCGCUACAAACGCUACUUCAAGCUGGCCUCACGGCCGGGGCUGAACAAGGCACAGCUGGCAGAGAUCCUGAUGAAACACUUCCGCACUUUGCCCGUGGUGGAGAAGGACAUCUUGACCUACUUUAUCUAUACGGUCAAGACUAACCGCAAUCGGUUGCACCAGAAGCCGUCGACGUCGGCGGAGCCGAGCUAGGGCGACCGGCGGGCGCGGUUGUGUGAUAGCAGGGUUGCCAGCGGACCGGGCCGGGUCAGCGUGCGCCGCCAGCGGGACCGGGCACCAGGCCGGCGGGCCCAGGCCGGACGGAGCACAGCCGGUGACUGGAAUAUUUUAUGACUCGAUCAAUGCAUCAGUCAUGUUGGUGCGCCCUGUGUUAGUCGGAGUGCUGCUCGCUAUCUUCGCCUCCCGGGCACCUGCCUCGGGCUGAUGGCGAUGUCAGAGCGGUGCCUCUCCCAGCAGCCUUUCGAUGUCACGUUCCGAUGCACGUCAGCGCUGUCGCGUUGUGCAGGGGCCAAACAGAAAGUACUCCGUGCUUUGCGUCGUAGAUCAUGCGAUGCAUCUGUGGCCUCCCACAGCAUGUAAAACAUUGAUCGUAUUCCCUUUCUUUCUUCCUUUUAUGACGUAACCGGCGCAUAGUAGACCGACACCUGUCUGCUCAAUGUUCGCAUAUUUUAGAUGCCAUUCUUUCCUCAAAGUAGCGGUGCAACUGUAAGGUUUUGUUUCUGAAGGAAUCAUAGGAAAUUCGUUUGCAGUCCAUGGAACGAACGGAAGAUGACAGAACUGAAAUGUAUUUCAAGCAAAAAACGCGUUUUUUAAAAACAUUAUUCCGAAUGGUUUGUAUGGGUGACUUCGAAUUCAGGGUACCUGCUAAGCAUAGCUUGUUGCGUGUACCCCGAACCCACCACCCAAGCGUACCGUCCAGUUAAACAGCUAAUUUUGCCUCCGCCCUUUCGCCAGACAGGAAUGCGGAGGGUUUUACGUGCCGCACAACGCUGCGACACGGCCGCCUCGGGUCUGGGUUGAACCUCGUUGGCCAGUUGCCAGCUGGCCUUUCCAUUUCGGUCGGGUCAAACAAUGCGCCCACUCUGGGACUCGUACCCAGUGCCGCUGGAUUACGAGUCCAGCAUCUUUCCCCAAGACCACGGAGGCGGCGUUAAGAUUGAUUUUGCCAAGUCUCCGUGAAAUUCGUUUUCAGACCCAGCGAAGAGUAUUGAAGCGGUAGGCGCGCUAGUUUGGUGCCUCGUGGCUCAUGCACAAUGGCAAACACAGCCGUCGGCCACUGAUCUUCAGAGUCCAGUCGGCAUUUAUUUCGUUGGCCGUAUACUGUUCUGUGUGGCCCUUGUAUGUGCUCUGUGUGCGACCGGUCGUUGCGGUGCUCCCCAGUGCGGAGAAUUCACUUCUAUCUGCAAUCAUGGAUGACUUAGGGUGGCCUUUGGGUGCG
Pollicipes pollicipes is the source of this 1861-nucleotide messenger RNA. RefSeq names its product SIN3-associated polypeptide 30 (gene Sap30). Gene Ontology annotation, biological process: regulation of DNA-templated transcription. The record is from RefSeq and is a predicted model, not a curated record. Gene Ontology annotation, molecular function: transcription coregulator activity; protein binding. Gene Ontology annotation, cellular component: histone deacetylase complex. NCBI's taxonomy places the organism in Eukaryota, Metazoa, Arthropoda, Thecostraca, Pollicipedomorpha, Pollicipedidae.